AUGAAGCCUACGGCUCCCGUAAAAUUCGAGCUGAAAGGCAUACUCACUUCCGAAGCUUCUUCAAAAAUAUGCAGUGAACUAAGGCUGCGGAGGGAGAAGUUGCUGAAACACUUCACGAAUGCAGGAAACGAUCUUUCUGAGGUCGACAAGGACUUUAAUGACUACCUUCGUCUUUUCGCGGGCUUUCUUGUGCAAAUCGAUAAAAAUAUGGCAGGCGCGGGAGACGAUUCAUCGAAAGGGACCAGUAAACUCGCACCAGUGCAACGAUAUCAAUGGGGACAUUCUAUGCUAGGGACCUUUGCCACAGAAAUGUCGGAUUCGUGGUUUGAGGCAUUGAAUUUGAUAGACUGUAUGGCAAUGUGGCUAUCUAAGCACGCGGCGUGGGUCGCCGGCAAAGAUGAGGUGAGAGAUUACGAAGCAAAAGAGUGUCUCACUUGUCUACGUCGAGCAGCAGGAAUGUUCUCUUACGUCAAAGAACAACUAGGCAAGUUCAAAUUCUUGUCGCGUCGGCUUUCUGGCAGUGGUGAUUUCGAAGGUUCCGAUUUCGAUCCAAAAGUUGCAAGAGCUUAUGAGCAACAGGCCAUAGCUGAAUCGCAAGAGGUGAUCGUUGCUCGUGCGAUAGAAUUGAGACACAAUCCCUUUCUCAUUUCGUCACUUGCCGCGUAUACCGCCAGCAUCUUCGCGAAAGCAGGAGAGACUCUGUCAUCUCUUAAAGAAGAGAUUUUUGGAAGGUGGAGACGCUAUCUGCAACUCAAAGAACACUUCUAUCUUGCUUAUGCUUACGCUUUCCUUGGUGAAUCGUUGCUCAAAGAGGAUAAAUGUGGAGAAGCAGUGAGAGCUUGCAAGGAGGGUGUUGCGGAAUACGAGAUCGCUAACGAUUUUGCGGCUAAAUACAGUACUGCUCCAGGCCCAGGUACACGAAUAAAGCCUCAAGAACAUCUGUUUUUUCGCAAUAUCAAGCCUCUCCUGGCCCGCCACCUUGAAAAAGCAGAACGAGAGAAUGGAUUUAUUUACCACCAGCAGGUAUCACAUCCUUGCUUUUUUUUUUGCACAACUAAGCUAUGA
This is a messenger RNA of Haemonchus placei, 1065 nucleotides long. NCBI's taxonomy places the organism in Eukaryota, Metazoa, Nematoda, Chromadorea, Rhabditida, Trichostrongylidae. The record is from the annotation of a GenBank genome assembly.